Syzygium oleosum is the source of this 1182-nucleotide messenger RNA. RefSeq names its product organellar oligopeptidase A, chloroplastic/mitochondrial-like. Gene Ontology annotation, molecular function: metalloendopeptidase activity. The record is from RefSeq and is a predicted model, not a curated record. Gene Ontology annotation, cellular component: chloroplast. The transcript is spliced from 8 exons. Lineage: Eukaryota; Viridiplantae; Streptophyta; Magnoliopsida; Myrtales; Myrtaceae. Gene Ontology annotation, biological process: peptide metabolic process; proteolysis. Bases 1 to 1167 code for a protein of 388 amino acids.
AUGGCAUUGACUGUGUCAAGAUUACUCUUUAUGCGCAAGAAAGAACUUGACAAAUUAUCUAAUAAGUUUGAUGAGAAUGUCUUCGACGCCACAAAGAAAUUCGAAAAGUUGAUUACCAAUAAGAAGGAAAUUGAAGGAUUGCCGGCUACAGCUCUUGGUUUGGCUGCACAAACAGCAGUGUCUAAGGGGCAUGAAAAUGCAACUCUAGAAAAUGGACCCUGGAUGAUCACCCUGGAUGCUCCAAGCUUUAACUCUAUUGUGCGACAUGCUCAAAACAGAGCCUUACGUGAGGAAAUUUACCAUGCUUAUGUUACUCGGGCCUCCAGCGGAGAUACGAACAACAGUUUAAUUAUCGACCAGAUUUUGAAGCUUAGAUUGGAGCAAGCUAAGCUUUUAGGUUAUAAUAAUUAUGCUGAGGUUAGCAUGGCAAUGAAAAUGGCUACCGUUGAUAAAGCGGAAGAGCUCCUAGAAAAACUUAGGAGUGCUUCAUGGGAUGCUGCGGUUCAAGACAUGGAGGACCUAAAACAUUUCGCCAAGAGUCAAGGGGCAAAAGAAUAUGAUGAUUUGAGGCCUUGGGACAUUGCCUUCUGGAGCGGGAGGCUGCGUGAAUCAAAAUAUGACAUCAGUGUGGAAGAACUACGCCCGUAUUUCUCAUUGCCAAAUGUAAUGGAGGGCCUUUUCAACCUUGCUAGGACACUUUUUGAAAUUGAGAUUGAGGCUGCAGAUGGACUAGCACCGGUCUGGAACAGUGAUGUUAGAUUCUACUGUGUAAAAGAUUCUUCAGGAAAUCCAAUUGCAUACUUCUAUUUUGAUCCCUAUUCACGACCAUCUGAGAAAAGAGGAGGUGCAUGGAUGGAUGGGGUUGUCGGUCGAAGCCGUGUGAUGUCUCGAGAUGGUGCUAGUGCAAGAUUGCCAAUUGCUCACAUAGUGUGCAAUCAAACACCGCCUGUGGGGAACAAACCAAGUCUUAUGACAUUCCGAGAAGUGGAAACUGUUUUUCAUGAAUUUGGUCAUGCACUUCAACACAUGCUAACCAAACAGGACGAAAGCCUUGUUGCUGGCAUUAGAGGAAUAGAGACGGAUGCUACAGAAUUGCCUUCUAAGUUUAUGGAGAACUGGUGUUACCACAGGCAAGUUUGUCUAGAACUCUUUCUGAUAGAGCUUUAGAACAAAUUGAUGUGC